Molecule: messenger RNA, 1635 nt
Organism: Dermacentor silvarum
Lineage: Eukaryota; Metazoa; Arthropoda; Arachnida; Ixodida; Ixodidae
Product: neprilysin
Exons: 1
Coding region: 1-1635 (544 amino acids)
Biological process (GO): protein processing
Cellular component (GO): plasma membrane
Molecular function (GO): metalloendopeptidase activity
Source: RefSeq, a predicted model, not a curated record
AUGGCCGUCGAAAUGUGCGCCGACAGGUCGGGUGCCAGCGAAGCCAUCGAGGACUUUGCAGAGUUCAUGGUAGACCGCGGGAUCUCCUGGCCGGCGCAGCCCCUCCGAGCAGAGCGCGCGGGACUGCUUGAGUUCUUCGACGUUCUGCUAGACCUCUCCAUUAAUUGGAGAGUCGCCUUGUGGUUUGACGUGAGCGCCGUAUACUCGGACAUCGAUGGCUCCUUCGUCAUCAGCUUUAGCGAGAUCGGAGCGCUGGCGUGGCAUAGAAUGCGGCAGUUGUCUACACUGGAUGACGACGCUUACGCGGCCUUCGUUCGCAACAUGUCAUCGCUGUUGACAAAUGGCUCACUCAAGCUGGAUGAUGAAGGCGUCGAGAAACUGCGGCAUGACGAAACUGUCAUUCGCAACACCGUCCUGUCCCUCGACGCAGCUGAGCAGCACGACCUGGUAGUGCCACUCCACAAGAUCGGCGACGUGACGGGAGUGAUUUCGUCAGCAGAAUGGAUGACUCUGCUGAAGAAGCACCUGAGCGCUGACUUCAACAUUUCCUCGCGCACGGAAGUCUUACUAUCGAACGAACCGUACCUAGCCCGAAUAUUCACGUUGUUGCGUGCCAUCACGGGAGACAGAGCGCUUAACGUGACAGGCUGGAUGUUCGCUUACGUCUACGCGUGGACUGUGACGCCAGCCUUAGACGAUUUCCCUAACAUGGGUACCGAUGGAAUGAGGACGUACUCCCUUUGCUUCUUGACUGUGCAGGAGUGGCUCGGUCUCUCUCACUUGGCCGCCUCAUUCACGCACGAGUUUCCCGCGCCCGAGCGACACAAGAUCUCCGACGUUCUUAACUGGACGUCUUUCGGGCUCGUGGACACCAUCGCGAACUCUCGCAGCGUGUCAAAUUCCACCAAGAGUAUGGCUGCAGCCAAGAUUAAGACGACAGCGGGACGACACUUCUGGCCUCCGGAGCCUUUCUUCCACCUGGACACACUCGACAUCAUGUACGACAGCUUUCCGGCACAACAGAACACCUUCUUUGCAAUCUGGACGAAGUCGAGGAGGGCACUGAGGAGGUCUCUCACCAACCGUUUCUACGGAAGUCUCAUGACCGCCCGUUACCGCUGGCUUCUGAGCGACGUUCUCUACGUUUAUGGCCUCAACUGGAUGCGCAUCAGUUUGUGGGCCGUCUACCCGCCGUCGUAUUUGAAGGAUGGCUCACGCGCUAUGGCAUACAGCGGACUGGGAUUCCAGCUGGCCAGAGCGUUGGUGAGAACCGUGGACGAGCAUGGCAGACGACUCAAUUACCUGGGGCGCGAGAGCGACUGGUGGGAAAAGGUGCAGAAUUGCACAUGGGACCUGGCUGAGUCGGAACAAGAAAAGCGAGAAAUAGCCGACUUGUUUGCGCUCGAACUGGCACUGGACGCGCUCAGGAAGAGCUCUGGGAGGGACCGCCUGCCACAGAAGAUCCGGGGACUCGAGAUACUCUCGGAGACACAGACGUUUUUCGUGAGCUACUGCAGCCACUUCUGCGGUGACCCGGAUGGAAAGAGACUGUGCAGCCUAGCAGCUAACGUCAGCGAGUUCGCAGGUGCCUUUUCUUGCCAGCAACGUGAGAGGGAUUCCUGUCUGUUCGUUUAA